Soboliphyme baturini is the source of this 720-nucleotide messenger RNA. NCBI's taxonomy places the organism in Eukaryota, Metazoa, Nematoda, Enoplea, Dioctophymatida, Soboliphymatidae. The record is from the annotation of a GenBank genome assembly.
AUGAUUUCCGCCAGCGAGUACUUGGCCGUCAGUCAGCCAUUCACUUUCCCGGGCCUUCAGUCGCACGUCCCUCGUAGCAAGCUGAGCGAGCACUACGGCCAGCAGUGUAACUCGCUGUCGUACCUGGACGAACAGCAGCGCAAGAUAUGCACGUCGCACCCGCUGUCGAUGGUCAGCAUCGGUCACGGGGUGCGCGACGCGAUCGGCGAAUGCAAGUGGCAGUUCCGGUUCGAGCGAUGGAAUUGUACCACGACACCGACCGCAAACGACUCGGCCAUCGACCUUUUCGGCAGCACUCUCGCAGCAGGUACGAUUCCUUACGGUUUGGAGCCCUGUUGUGCGUUGCUUCACAAUCUUGCCGAUGACCGUUUUCUCAAGAGUUGUUCAUACACCGUCAUUUCAGCCAACAAGGAGGCGUCGUUUAUCGAGGCGAUCACCAGUGCCGGCAUGGUGAUCGCCGUCGUCAGUGCCUGCACCGCCGGAAACCUGUCCGACUGCAGCUGUGACAUGAGCAAACAAGGUUUGGCCGCCCGGGACCCGAACGAGAAGUGGCACUGGGGCGGCUGUUCGGACAACGUCCGCUACGGCCUGUUGUUUGGGCGCGACUUUCUCGACCGGUCGUUGAAGAAGAAGUUCUUGCAGAACCGUGAGGUGAAGUACCUGGCCACAGUGCACAACCAGGAGGUCGGUCGAAAGGUGCGUUCAGCCGUUAAAAACUAA